GUGGCUGAUGACAGGACAAGCCGAGCCCGGCGCUGUGCUCACGGGCAACGGUCGCUGCUUCAGGCUGCCAGAGAGGACACGCGGAGGAUGACUACAGUCCACAGAAAAAAGUUAUGUUUUUAAUCUUCAACCAUCUUUUCAUUUCCCAUUGUUGGGUCUUGAGUGGAAUUCGACGUUUCACCUGCUGAGCGGACUUGUUCUGGGCAGAGGAUGAGCGGGACAGACUCGGAGUGACUCCCAGCUUUGACCAUGGAGGAGAAGUUGAACAGACUGCUCUUCAUCCCCGUCGCCGCCGUGCUCUUCCUGAUGAUCGGGUACCAGUACGUGUGUCCGGCGGACAGCAACACCUGCUACUUCCGCGGGGACGAGAAGGGACUUUACCAGCGCUACUCAUCCGCGCUGGACUUCGUGUACUCUGAGCUGGAUGGGGACGAGGACUUCGCCUCCAAAACCGCGUCCAGAUUCAACUUCACGGAGCGCGACUUGGACCGGAGUGUGGAGUUCAAAAUCCGCGGGGAUGACGUGAUGGUGUUCCUGCACAUCCAGAAGACUGGCGGGACCACGUUUGGACGGCACCUGGUCAAGAACAUCCAGCUGGAGCAGCCGUGCGACUGCAUGCCGGGCCAGAGGAAGUGCACCUGCCACCGGCCGGGAAAGACCGAGUCGUGGCUGUUCUCGCGGUUCUCUACCGGAUGGAGUUGCGGGCUACAUGCUGACUGGACCGAGCUGACAAGCUGUGUCCCGGUGGUGAUGAACAAGAGGGACAAGAAGAACAGCCAGAGAAGCAAGAGGAACUUCUACUAUAUCACCAUGUUGCGUGAUCCUGUCUCUCGCUACCUCAGUGAGUGGAAGCACGUGCAGCGCGGGGCCACUUGGAAAACGGCCCUUCAUAUGUGCGACGGCCGCCUGCCCACUCAGGAUGAGCUCCCCGCCUGCUACAGUGGCGAGGACUGGACCGGCGUGCCCUUGGCAGACUUCAUGAACUGCCCCUCCAACCUCGCCAACAACCGGCAGGUGCGCAUGCUGGCCGACCUCAGCCUGGUAGGCUGUUACAACAUGUCCUCGAUGAGCGAGCUGGAGCGAGGCCGCGUGCUUCUCGCCAGCGCCAAGGCCAACCUGCGCAACAUGGCCUUCUAUGGCCUGACGGAAUUCCAGCGGAAGACGCAGUAUCUCUUUGAGCGGACGUUCGGCCUGCGCUUCAUUCGGGCUUUCACGCAGAUCAACAGCACUCGGGCAGCCAGCGUGGGGAUCAGCGAGAAGGUACGAUGGCGCAUCGAGGGCCUGAACGCCCUGGAUGUGGAACUCUACGAAUACGCCAAGGACCUUUUCCUGCAGCGCUACCAGUACAACCGCCAGAAGCAGCACCGGGAGGAGAGGCUGAGGAGGCGGCAGGAGCGGCAGCAGAGACAGAGGCUGCACAGGACCUAUCUGGCUGAGCUCUGGAGACUAGGAGGUGGAGAGGAAGACGAGGAGGGGGAGGAGGAGGAGGAGGAGGGAGCAAAGGUGCUGGAGGUCGCAGCCACCACAGAGGACUACAGCAGCCAGGUGGUGCGGUGGUGACGGACUGACUGCUGUUUGAGUCAUUGUGCUUUAUUCUCUCCUCUGCUGUGAAUCUGCCAAAUCCUCCUGCCCUCAUUGUGCUUGGUCAGCCUGCCAGACGAUGUCUUAAUAUUUAUAAUGGAUGUAUUUAUCACGGCAGCAAACAUUUUAUAUUUUUGUUCCACUUUCUCCAGGCUUCUCUGUUGGCAUAGCAGUUCUCAAAGUGUUGAUUUACCAUAGGCUUUGAAUGUCCUCAGAGCAGCGUCCGAGGUCGGCUAAAAGAAGAAGCUGGGUGGGGCGGGGUGCGGUGGGGUGGGGGGUUAAAGGUCAUUUUUGA
Messenger RNA from Synchiropus splendidus (mandarinfish), 1876 nucleotides. RefSeq names its product heparan-sulfate 6-O-sulfotransferase 3-B-like. The coding region runs from base 250 to 1560 and encodes 436 amino acids. Gene Ontology annotation, molecular function: heparan sulfate 6-sulfotransferase activity. Gene Ontology annotation, cellular component: membrane. The record is from RefSeq and is a predicted model, not a curated record. The transcript is spliced from 2 exons. NCBI's taxonomy places the organism in Eukaryota, Metazoa, Chordata, Actinopteri, Syngnathiformes, Callionymidae.